UUUCAGAACAACUUCUAUUUUUCUUUUGCUCCUCCUCCUUUGAUUCCAAAAUAGCGUUCACAUGUCUCUCCUGCUGUCAAGUUCACAAUGUAACUACACACUUGGUCAUUGUUUCCAGUGUUCUUUGGAACACCUCCACCUCGCUACAUAGUUAAAAUGUCAUUGUCAUUGUCCCCUUACCUUCCAUCAUAGCUUGUUAUGACUCGCGUGUUAAAAGAGAGAAAAGUCUAACUUGAAAAACAACCUUAAGAUUUCAAAAAGAGCUGGAGUUGAUGCUGUGAAAACAAGACAGGCAACAUUCUUACACCCCUACACAUGUACUGCCUAGAGUCAACUUAUUGUUCUUUUUGUUUGCUACGGUACGUGAGUGCUGCCUCUUUGCCUUUAUGCUGAAUUUACGUAUAGUGGGAUUUGGCUGCACUGGAUGUUAGCAAGGUGCAUGUUUCACAUUGUGCCAGAUGCCUGCCUAAACAAGUCAAGCAGUGAUGAUGGACGCUCCUCUAUGGUGUCUGAUAUUCAUAUCAGGGCUGUGCUCCUUCACUUUAUGCACCUCGCCACAGUACAACCAUGUCAGUCUCCGAAUGAAUUACAGAGACGCAAAGAGUUACUGUAGGAAGAUGUAUACAGACUUGGCCACUCUCUACAACCAUAACGACGUGGAGAACUUGAUCAGUUCGGUGCCGGUUGACUUAAAGAGGGCCUGGAUAGGGCUGGAAGAGGGAGAUGUGUGGCAGUGGCACUGGAUUUAUGGAGAGGGGAUUUUUUUUAAUUGGAGGGAUGGACAACCAUCUCAAAAUAUUCAAAACAACUGUGUAGCAAUGGGUCCAAGUGGACAAUGGUUUGAAGAUGAUUGUCAGAGUCACAAUAGUUAUGUUUGUUCUGAUGGAGAAAAAUAUAAUGCCAGUCUCAUCUUUAUUGAUGAGAAAAUGUCUUGGAGAGAUGCUCAAGAUUACUGCAACGACAUAUACAUGGACCUGGUCAGCAUACGGUCCCUGGAAGAGAACCGGUUUGUACUGGAUGUGACCCAGACCCAGGCCGUGUGGAUAGGAUUGUUUAAAGACCCAUGGACAUGGUCUGAUGGAAGCAGCUCCUCUCUCCGUUUCUGGAGGCGUUUUCAGCCCACCAAUGACAAAGACCAGGCCUGUGUUCUCGCAGUAUUUUUGGACGAGGGUCGGUGGAAUGACAGGAGUUGUGACAUCAGUCAAGACUUCAUAUGCCAGGGUGCUUUAAAAGCACACCCUGAACCAUCGACUCCACAACAAAUAUUUUCAACAGCACAGCCAACUACUUUUCAGAUAAUGCCUUCUCUAAAAACGACUGUCGUAAAUCAAACACACGCACCCACUCUAUCUGCCUCUACUAAUGGCAUAGCUGCUAAAUCCCCAACUCAAAACACACCAUUGACAUCUCCAGCUCAAAACAUGACUUCAAAAUCUCCAAGUCAAGCUGUGACAACAACGCAACAGGCAACAGACCUCAACUCUACCCCACACACAACCUUGGUUGAAGGUGCUGCUUUACACAGCACAGCAGAAUCAACUGCUGCCAUGGCAACUGAAAACAGUCAUGGCUUAAUCCAAGAUAAUCUGAUAUUGGUGCAGAAGAACAUGACCUGGAUGCAGGCCCAGGGCUACUGCAGAGAGCACCACCUCAACCUGGUUUCGCUGACCACACAGGUGGUUCAGGGCUGGGCUGCCAAGAAGGCUUCCAAAGCCACAUCUCCUUAUGUCUGGCUAGGCCUGCGUUACACCUGUACCUUCAACUUCUGGUUCUGGAUCCCAUCAGACACAGGCUGCUAUCAGAACUGGGCCCCAGGACAUGGGACAGGGGGGCCCCAGGACUGUAGCCUUGCAGGUGCCAUUCAGACCACAGGGGGGCAGCAGUGGGUUAGCUUGCCAGAGACGGCCAGGCUGAAUUUCCUCUGCUACACAUGUGCUGGGACUUGAAUAGAAUUGGACUACAAUCUUUUUUUGUGUUAUGAACGAAGCUCUCGUGUACGCUACUGUAUGUGUCCGUUUUAUGUGUUCAUUUUUCCCUUAGUAUUUUGCUUCCAAGUCAAUGCUGUGUGGAAAUGUUGGUCUUUUAGAAUCUGCCAUUAAAAUCAAAUUAUGAGUUCAUUAUGCAAACUCGUUCAGUGUCAUGGGCAGCAAAGUGAUAAAGUGAUGUGAGAACGUACAUCAGCCUCAGGUUCCAUGCCUGUCUUUUGGGAUGUUGCACAUUUGCAUAUUGACCCCGGUCCCCCAGGGUCACCCCAACGGAUUGUUCUUUCCGACCACCGGGGCACAGCUCACACCCAGAGGGCAACCUCCCUGCCUGCCGCCCUCAUCGACCUGACCUUCACUGAACUGCAUGGAAGCCAGUUCACUUCAAGCCACAUCUUCCUGUCUGCACCCUUGUAGGAGAAGGCUGCUGUUGCCACACCUCACAGACUUAAGACUGUUUCAUCCCGAAUGGCUGAAUACAUCCCGCGUUUGAUUGGGACGUAUGUGCUGAUCUUAAAGUAGUGUUUUCUGAUAAUGACAUUGGAGAAUUGGAAACAAGAAAGUCAUAUAAAAAAACUCUUCAAAUGCUAGCACCCUUUGUGUUUUCCCAGGAUUCAUUUUCUGUGAAUAGAAGACUUCCAUUUCGUUCCCCUUGUCCCUAGUAUGACUCAUGGCAGAAAUAAUGACUUGUCAUGCAAACAUUGCAUUAAUGUGCAGUCAUUCAUCUUAUAAAGAAAUCUGCUAUCAGAAACUCUACAAUUGUAAGAUCUAAAGUUGGCAUCUCUUCUAAUAUGUAUUGUUAUUGUAUUGAGUAGGAAACAAACCCCACAGAGCAUAUUUCCUUAGCUGGACCGCAAACACAUCUGAUAACAAUAAAUCAUAUGUAUUUAUAUAGCACAUUUAAAUACAAUAAGUGGCAACCCAAGUUGUGUGUAUACUACAACCAAAAGCAAAACUUGGCACAUUCAGCAUAAAAUAGGCAAACUGCACACAAAACCCAAUGUUGACACGUGACAGAAUUUAUGACCUGACAGGAAACUAUGGCAAUGCCUUACAGAGGCUGAGAAACCAAGGAAAAAUUAUGUAUCUUCAGGCAACACUUAAAUGUAUCGAGGCCAGGGGAAGACCAGAUGCACAGAGUCAGUCUUGGGGCAGCAUCUGAGGAGGCACCAUCACCCUUGUACUUCAAACUAGAUUGUGGUGUCUAAAAACAAUCUGGUUUGAGGAUCUGAGAGACCUCAAUGUGUUGUGGAGACUGCAAAGGUCAGACAUAUAAAGUGGUGCUAAUCCAUGUAUUGCUCUAAACGCAAAGGAUUGAAACAAUUCUAGAUCUAAUUCGAAGCCGUGAAGAGAGGCCAGAGUGAGGGAAAUGUGGUCCCUCUUACUGGAGCCUGUGAAGAACCUAGCAGCUGCAUUCUGACCAGCUGGAGGCGAGACCGAAAGACUCCCAUACACAAGGAGGGUUUAUAAGAACCUCUAAAUCUUUGAAAGAGAGGAUGGGUUUUCAUUUGGCAAUUGUCCUGAGUUGAAAGAAGCUACCUUUAACAACAAAAUGUAUUUGUCCAUCCAAUAAUAGGAAGAAUCCAAGUUUUUUGCAUGAUUAUGCACAUUUGUGGAAAGACCCCCCCCCCCCCCUCCAGAUUACUGGCUACGGUUUCGAUUUGAGUCAAAUGGGCCAAACAAUAAAUUACA
Hypomesus transpacificus is the source of this 3674-nucleotide messenger RNA. Its product is annotated as macrophage mannose receptor 1-like. The record is from RefSeq and is a predicted model, not a curated record. Bases 486 to 1946 code for a protein of 486 amino acids. The transcript is spliced from 5 exons. NCBI's taxonomy places the organism in Eukaryota, Metazoa, Chordata, Actinopteri, Osmeriformes, Osmeridae.